Molecule: messenger RNA, 2342 nt
Organism: Diaporthe batatas
Lineage: Eukaryota; Fungi; Ascomycota; Sordariomycetes; Diaporthales; Diaporthaceae
Exons: 1
Coding region: 428-1747 (439 amino acids)
Source: RefSeq, a predicted model, not a curated record
GUAGCCAGAGAAAAAGUUCGAGGUAACAAGCUGGUUUGCUUUCUCACGGCGCUCUGGCGGCGACAGCAGCAAGCAGCAGCAGCAGAAGUCCUGCACGGCAAUUGGGCUUCAACACAUAUUUCCACACCACACAGACACGGACACGCACGCGCACACCCGCCGCUGUGCUGUCACGCACUGAGCCCAACGCACGCCCUACCAAGCCCUGCCGUCCAGUCGGCGCGUUUUCUCACACAAUCCCGCCUCUGCGCAUAAAGCCUGCCGUCCUUGGGUCUUCGUCAGUCUGCGAUAGCUAGGCCGUUUUGACUUUGGUGCCUCCUCCAGUCCUCCCAUUACUGGAGCCAGUUCACCCUACCCCCCCUUGCCCGAAAUCCGCUGCACGACCUGAACUCACCCUCCCUUUUCUACCUGCUACUGCCUGCCCAUCAUGUCGGCCGUGCCAGCCUGGAAGCGAUUGGGUCUGAAGCUCAAGGGAGCCAGCUCGGACGGAAGCCCUGCUGCCACCACCUCGCAACCCACGACCACGGCAGCCUCCGCCCCUCCUCCAGGCCGCUUCGCACACCACCAGCAGCGCUCCAAUUUCAAUCCAGACGGCCAGUACGGGACCCCCGCCUUCAACAAGAGGAAGCAGUUCCAGUCUGGCUCGUAUCCUGCGUCUGACAACAAGCGGCCGAGGUGGGACGACUCUGAUUUCACCCCGUCCAAGAAGUCUGUCUCCUUUUCCCAGGAUACCAAAAAGGCAGCCCUCAAGAAACCAAAGCCGGCCAAGAAGAAGAAGAAGGCGUCCAAACCGCAGCCGGCCUCACAGACCCAUGAUCUCACGCCCUCCCUCGAGUACCUCAGGACGUGGCACAAGGCCCGCGAUGCCUGGAAGUUUAAUAAGAACCAUCAGACCCUUUUGUUGAAGUACAUGUACAAAGCCGAAGCCCUACCGGCUGCGGACAUCGACACAUUCUACCUCUACAUCAGCGAUAUAAAAGGUGGUUCUAGGACCAGGUUGAUCGAACAAGCCGAGGAAAUAAGGAAGAAGGACAUGGAAGCCGGACCCAAGGCGUUCCCCGAGGGCACCAAGGGUGCCGAGGAGAAGCAAGGGCAAUACGAGGAGAUGCUAGCCGGCCUCUUGAAGGAGAACAACGCGGCGAAGGAGAGUGGGGGCUCUAACGCUGCACCCAAACGAAGUUUUGACGAGGUGGAAUUCACCCUGCGCACUGCUGACAAGGACGUCCAGCAGCGCCUGGUGAAGCGCAUGCGUGCCGAGUUGGUCAUCGACACACUCAAAUCCUCAAGCAGCGAGGAUGAUACGGGAGCACCUUCGGUCAGCACUGCCAAAGCCACAUCCUCGAGGGUCAAGGUUCCAGUACAAACCGGCGCCAACGCAAACUCGAACGGCACCGAGGGCACGAAACAAAAGGCCAAACGAAGGAAGAAGUUGCGAACGGCGGACAGCAGCAGCUCUGAAUCAGAAUCAUCUUCGGAUUCAGAUAGUGAUUCCAGCUCUGAUGACUCUACCGGUGGAGCCGAUAACGCCGGUGACAGCAGCUCGUCAUCCUCCGACUCCGACUCCGACGAGGACUCGGGAGCCGCGAAUGGGCGCGCCAACUCCGAGACCUCCUCGAGCAGCUCUUCGUCUUCAGACUCGGAUUCUGAAGCUGACUCCUCACCUGAUGCAGCUAUUGCCGGUGACGAAGAGGACACGUCGGGCAGUGAUGGUGAUAGUGAGAGUAGUGACAGUGACGAUGAGGACUAGAGAGCGUCCUUUGGGAGUUAUGGGACCAACCAUCUAAGCACCAUGACUCAACAAUGCAGUGAAUGGAGAAACCGUCGGGACAGAUGGAAGGCCACGUUAGAAUGACUCUUUUCGUGAUCGCAGGUUCACUGGCUCUCAGUGGUCAUAAUGACGGUUCUGGGGGCUAUGGGAGGAUGCUUGGGAGCGAGGAUGGGAGAGUAGAUGGAACUGGCAGAGUCAAUCCGACGUUGAGAGCGGCUUGAAUGAGACAACCCGACUCUGUUAGGAUUCGACCUACCUUUGAAUCGUAUAUGCGGCCUUUGUGUAACUUUUGUCACACGCCUCAGCCUGAGGUGGCUAUAGCGUCUUGAGGAUGAUGAUUGAUGACUGCUGACUAGAAGGUUCCAUUUCACUGUCAUUGUAAAGACAAAGUGUGCCGGCCUCAUGAUUGGACCACCAAGCACAUCUCAUUCGGACAUACUUGUAUCACUGAGGACAGUGUGUCGCAAGAGCAUUCAUGACUGAUAUCGCGACCAAUAAAGGCUCUUCACGUUCAUAUCAAUACUUCAGGUACUUAAGUAGUUCAACAUUUGAGCCCCAUGGGAUCUCUGACCAA